AUGCUGAUUCUUUCGGUAAUGGUCGCUCUUCUGAGUGCGAGCCAUGUGCAAGCCAAGGCGGUCUUUGCUCAUUUCAUGGUACGUUAUCUUGGUCAGAACACGAUAUUCAUAUCAAUGCUGAAAUACCACUUAGNNGUAGGGAACGUCAAUUCGUGGGGCACAUCGGACUGGCAGAAAGACAUUCGUCUAGCCCAGGACUCCCACAUUGAUGCCUUCGCUCUGAACAUCGCGAACAACGGCGGCUACGCCGGCCAGGUCGCCAAUGCAUUCUCCGCAGCCAACUCACUUGGUUUCAAACUCUUCUUCUCCUUCGACUACGCCGCUCAGGGAGCAUUCGCACAGCAGGAUGUCAUCAAUCUGAUCAACCAAUAUCGUUCCAACGGUGCAUACUACCAAUACAAUGGCAAGCCAUUUGUGUCUACUUUCGAAGGCCCCGGAAGCUCUGGUGACUGGAGCACGAUCAAGUCUCAGACCGGAUGCUUCUUUAUUCCCGACUGGUCGUCAUUAGGCGCUCAAGCUGCUGUCAGUCGUGGCGUUGUGGAUGGUCUUUUCAGUUGGGAAGCAUGGCCUUCAGGUCCAAACGACAUGACCACAAAACCAGAUGACUCUUAUAAGAGCGCUCUGGGUGGCAAGCCCUAUAUGAUGCCUGUUUCCCCAUGGUUCUACACCAACCUGCCUGGUUAUAGCAAGAACUGGCUGUGGCGCGGCGAUGAUCUAUGGUUUGACCGCUGGAACCAGGUCAUGUCUGUGCAACCAGACUUUGUCGAGAUCUUGACAUGGAACGAUUGGGGCGAGUCGCACUACAUUGCUCCUUUGGACAAUAGACAAUGGGGUCUGUUUGGUGCUGGCAAUGGCAACGCGCCUUACAACUACGCUGAAGGCAUGCCUCAUGAUGGGUGGCGACAGUUCCUCCCCUAUGUUAUCGACAUGUACAAGAACGGUAAGGCAUCCAUCUCGACAGAAGGUCUCGUUGCAUGGUAUAGAAAAUCACCGGGCUCGGCGUGCUCCAGUGGAGGCACUACCGGCAACUCGGCGAGCCAAGGUCAGCAAGAAUACCCACCGACCCAAGUCGCGCAAGACAAGGUUUUCUUCUCUGCACUGCUUACAUCAUCCGCCGACGUGGUCGUCAGUAUCGGCGGUACGACCCAAACUGGAGCCUGGGAGAACACUCCAAGUGGUGGUUCUGGCAUAUACCACGGUAGCGUGCCGUUCAACGGUCGCGGUGCUGUGAGCGUCAAGAUCUCCAGGAACGGAAAAGUCAUUAUGCAAAUGGAUGGAGAUCCAAUCUCAGACAGCUGUACCAACGGGAUUGAGAACUGGAACGCUUGGGUAGGCAGUGCUAGUGCCAGUUCUGCAGGCUCUGGAUCUGGCAGUGGGUCCAGCUCAUCUUCCAGCAAGGUUUCCUCCACUCUCAAAACCUCUACUACCGCCCCUGCUUCCUCACCCACCAGUAGUAGUGGCUCUUAUUGUAUUGCUGGUACCGGAAAUGGCAACCUAGCCGGUCUCUGCAGUUUCUCUUGUAAUUAUGGAUUCUGUCCUUCGAACGCUUGUACCUGUACGCAGAGAGGACGUCAGGUCNACCCUCCUGCCGUGUCCAACACACUCGGUUUCCCUGUCGCGGGUCAAGAUGUCGCUCUCUACAGUGGUCUUUGCGAGUUCACCUGCAGUCACGGCUAUUGCCCUUCAGGCGCUUGCACCUCCGAUCCUUCCAAGGCAGCAAAUGGCGAUGGCUCCUUCUGCACCGGCGGCACAGGAAGCGGAAACUUGGCAGGGCUUUGCAGUUUCUCUUGCAACUAUGGAUUCUGCCCCAGCAAUGCUUGCACUUGCACUCAAAAAGGAAGCCAGAUCAAUCCUCCUGCUGCCUCCAACACUCUUGGGUUCCCGGUCGCUGGCCAGAACGUGGCACAGUACAGCGGUCUUUGCGAGUUUGCUUGCAGUCAUGGCUACUGUCCUUCGGGCGCCUGCACUUCUGAUCCUGCUAAAUCGGCUUAA
Messenger RNA from Aureobasidium uvarum, 1992 nucleotides. Lineage: Eukaryota; Fungi; Ascomycota; Dothideomycetes; Dothideales; Saccotheciaceae. The record is from the annotation of a GenBank genome assembly.